AUGUCAGAAGCAAAACGACAACAAUUUUCCGUUGGUGAUGAAUAUUAUGGUGAAUUCAAUGAUGUUGGAGAACGACAUGGUUAUGGUGUAUAUAAAUGGUCGAAUGGUAGUAUCUAUCUUGGUCAAUGGUUAAAUAAUACAUGUACAGGUGAAGGUAUUUAUCGAGCCAGUAAUGGAGAUAUCUAUCGUGGCCAAUUUAUUAAUGGUUUGCUUUAUGAUCAAGGAUCACGACCAUCAUUUGAUGGUCAUCAGUAUAUUGGAGAUUAUUUAUUUAGUCGAAGUGAAGGUGAAAGAACUUAUAUCUGGCCAAAUGGAGAUCAGUAUGUUGGAUCUUGGAUAAGUAAUGGUCGUAUAGGUACAGGUGUGUAUACAUGA
Molecule: messenger RNA, 375 nt
Organism: Rotaria sordida
Lineage: Eukaryota; Metazoa; Rotifera; Eurotatoria; Philodinida; Philodinidae
Source: the annotation of a GenBank genome assembly